Molecule: messenger RNA, 2110 nt
Organism: Nymphaea colorata (pocket water lily)
Lineage: Eukaryota; Viridiplantae; Streptophyta; Magnoliopsida; Nymphaeales; Nymphaeaceae
Product: RHOMBOID-like protein 1
Exons: 6
Coding region: 714-1850 (378 amino acids)
Biological process (GO): proteolysis
Cellular component (GO): membrane
Molecular function (GO): serine-type endopeptidase activity
Source: RefSeq, a predicted model, not a curated record
UCGUCCUCUCCGAAGCGAGAAGUACAAAGAGGGGAAGCCAAGAGAGAGGGGGAGAGAGAGAGAGAAAGUUUGGUGGACGAACUCUGCUUCGAAUCCCAGACGCUUCGCUUUCACGCUUCCCUUCCUCCAGCUCCUUCUUCGACCUCCCUCCCCACCUACUCCUGAUUCUUCCCUUUCCCGACCAUUUCCUUCUCUGGAACUUCUACAUUUGCCUUCUCCUAUUUCAUUCGAAAUCUCUCCCUCUUUCCCUUUGUCUCGCGCUCAGAUUUUGGUUUGAAACCUUAUUAUUAUUGUUCUUUUUUGCUCUUGGACUUGAUUCAUCGGUCUGGUUUCUAUUUUCUGGUAAUCGAUUGAAAUGUCCGGGUCUUGAUUCUUUUCCCAGGGGAUUCUUCUUCUUUUUCGUGUUGAUUCUUUCGUAAUAUAUCACAAUUUGUUGUGAUCGAUUUCGCUGCCCUGGUUCAUUUGCUCCAGUGGAAUUUUAUGCGUUCCUUUUGCGUUUUUCUUCGCUGAUACUUUUCUGUCGUUCGACUCUUUUCCUUCGUGCUGGUGUUUUCUCUCUGUUUAUGGUUCCCUUCGUCAGAAUUAUUUCCUCGUUGGAGUUCGCGAGUCUGUGCAGUUCGUGAUCGCAAUCUUAGUUCUUUGUCAAUCGGACUGGUUGUCCAUUUGAUUUUUCCUUUUUGGGGGAGGGGAUUCGAGGGUCUUGUGUCGUGUGAAUGGGGAACGAAGGACCGUUCGAUAUCGAGGGAAAGGCGACCCCGCAUCGAGGCGGGAACGUGGUUCAUCCGGUCGAGGGCAACACGGGAGUGUAUGCCGUUAUUGAUCCUCAGCCUCCCCGGAGUUGGUUCCCUUGGCUCAUUCCCGUGUUCGUGCUUGCCAAUGUCGCCGUCUUUGUGAUCACCAUGUACGUUAAUAACUGCCCGAAGAAGACCGGGAACUGUGUUGUUGGGUUCUUGGGCAGAUUCGCGUUUCAGCCAAUGAAGGAGAACCCAUUACUUGGACCUUCUUCCAUGACUCUCGAUAAAAUGGGAGCUCUUGUGGUCAGCAAGGUGGUGCAGGGACAUCAGGGGUGGCGUCUCAUAACCUGUAUUUGGUUGCAUGCUGGAGUUUUCCAUAUACUUGCAAAUAUGCUAAGUCUUCUCUUCAUUGGAAUACGACUUGAGCAAGAAUUUGGUUUUGUGAAAAUUGGCAUUUUAUAUAUUUUUGCUGGAUUUGGUGGGAGCCUUUUGUCUGCCCUCUUCAUCCAAUCAAGCAUUUCCGUAGGUGCCUCAGGGGCACUUUUUGGUCUACUAGGAGCUAUGCUUUCUGAGCUUAUCACAAAUUGGACAAUCUAUGCAAAUAAGUUUGCAGCUUUGUUGACUCUCGUGUUUAUCAUUGCAAUCAAUCUAGCAGUGGGUAUCCUUCCUCAUGUUGACAACUUUGCUCAUAUUGGAGGUUUUAUUUCCGGAUUUCUUCUUGGAUUUGUGUUUCUGGUUAAGCCUCAAUAUGGAUGGGUAAGCCGAAGACAUGUACCUCGUGGAUAUAAUAGGCCAUCCGUCAAGUCAAAACACAAGGCCUAUCAAUACAUACUAUUGAUAGUUUCGUCUCUCCUCUUAAUUAUCGGGUAUUCUGUCGGUUUGGCUAUGCUUUUUCGUGGUGUGAAUGGAAAUGAUCACUGUUCCUGGUGCCAAUACUUAAGCUGCGUGCCUACUUCCAGAUGGAGCUGCAAAGCUCAAAACAUUACUUGCUCGUCCUUACAGUCAGAUAGUCAGUUGAGCUUGACGUGCUUGAACAAUGGGAGAAUGAAUUCUUAUUCUUUGGCAAAUGCGACACAAACUCAGAUAACAUCUCUUUGCUCUCAGCUAUGUAGUUGAUAGGACUGCCAUUGAGGAGAAAGGUUGGGGUUUUUCAGACUGGCGGCAAUUGAAGAAGACCUUCAUUCUGCAAUGAAGACAGAUAUGCACCAUGUGCUGACGUACAGCAGGUGCAUGCGUGCUUUCUUCUCUGCCAUCAUGAUUUGAUUCCAUUUCUUAUAAUGGGGUAAACCAGUUUUAGAUGUAUAUUUUUACUGGAUAGUAGCUGAAAACGGUUCCAUUUUUAGCUUAUGUAAGAUAGCAAUUCUUUUGCAUCUUUA